Messenger RNA from Labrus bergylta (ballan wrasse), 1873 nucleotides. RefSeq names its product alkB homolog 2, alpha-ketoglutarate dependent dioxygenase (gene alkbh2). Lineage: Eukaryota; Metazoa; Chordata; Actinopteri; Labriformes; Labridae. Gene Ontology annotation, molecular function: cytosine C-5 DNA demethylase activity; ferrous iron binding. Gene Ontology annotation, biological process: DNA repair; DNA alkylation repair. The record is from RefSeq and is a predicted model, not a curated record.
UCUGCACAAUUUUAGUGUAUUUAGAAAAAUACAGAGCCGAUGAGAGGCAACGGGCUGGAGGUGAAACAUGCUUUACAAACCUUCGGCAGUGUAGCGCAAACAUGCUCGUGUUGUGGUACAGAUGAGCAACACUUUUAGCAACAAUCAAGAACAACGCGGUGCUUGUGAACGCAACUUCAUUUACGUUCAUGCGCUUAUCAAACUACAAAACCUCACUCGCUUCAAAAACUACAAAUAAAAUGUGACAUCAGAACUCCUCAGAGUGACACGGACAGCAGACUGCUAUGGAGAAGUUUGUGGCUCUGGGAAAGAAAAAGGGAUCUGACAGCAGCGACGCAAGAAUUCAGAGGAAGAAGAUUAAACUGGAGAGUGGUGAUGAGCAGCAGCAGGAGGAGGGGGACGAUGAAGACGAACAUUCAGCUUUAGCAGAGUUUUCUCAUCCGGUUCCCUGGCAGAAAGUCGAAGCAGAGGGACUGGACUGUGAUUACGCUCAGCUGUUCUCUAAGGAGGAGGCCGACCAGCUUUUUAAACGUCUGGAGGAGGAGGUGGUGUACUCAACAGGGGAAGAAGCAAAGGUGCAGGUGUUUGGAAAGGUGUACAAUAUACCGAGGAAGCAGGCCACAUAUGGGGAUGAAGGUCUAACUUACACUUACUCUGGAGUGACUCGUUCAGCGUGUUCAUGGACUCCAACCUUGGAAUACAUUCGAGAUGCUGUGACAAAAACAACGGGACAAACAUUCAACUUUGUUCUAGUAAACAGGUACAAAGACGGCCAGGAUCACAUGGGGGAGCAUCGUGAUGAUGAGAAGGAGCUGGACCCCCUCUGCCCCAUUGCCUCGGUCUCUCUGGGAGCAGCUCGAGACUUUAUCUUCAGACACAGAGAUGCUCGGGGGAAACGGGGCCGCCGACAGAUCGAACCUGUGAAGCUGGAGCUCGCUCAUGGAAGUCUGCUCCUCAUGAACUCGCCCACCAACACCUUUUGGUACCACAGCCUCCCCGCUCGCAAGAAGAUCAUCCUACCUCGCAUCAACCUCACCUUUAGACGCAUCCUACCAGACAGAAAGAGAUGACCAAGAAAAAGAGGGCUAGUGGCCAAGGAGUCAUUGACUAAGAUUCACUGAUUCAUUUGUAAAUUCACUCAUUUACAAAUUUAAAAAAAGUGUGUUUUAAAGAAGGUUGUUACCAUAUCAGAUUUUAAAACUUUGAUACAAUACCAGUUAAAUCAAAUGAUAUCAAGACCUGUUUCAAUACCACGGCAACAAAAAUAGAAGUCCUGGGCACUCGGUAUUGGUUCAUUUCUUGUUUUCAAUGAUCAAACAUUGCAGGCCAUCUUCUGCAGACCGUCUUAAUUGCACUAAUACAUUGGCAACAUUUCGGUACUAAAACGUUGCCAAUGUAUUUGUGCAAUUUAGCUAGUGUGCAGGAGUUUGCCUGCAAUAUUUGAUGCAUUCAUUUCUGUCGUAAGCACCUGACUAAGAAAAAUAGAUGUAGGUUACUUUGUUUUAAAAGCUUUAGCCCUGGGUUGGCCUAGUGGUUGGUUCAGGCGUCCCAUUUGUGGAGGCAUCGGUCCUCAGAAAAAAAAAAAAAUAAUAUAUAUAUAUAUAUAUACAUGUAUCGUUUUAAAUGGUGGUAUCAGAGUAUCGUUCAUUUUGGCAGCUUUCAUUUGUAAUGAAGAAGCUGAAUGAUGGCAUAAGAGGAUAUUAUUGAAAUCUGCCAACUGGGGUUUUCCAUUCAAAUUUUGGUUAAAAGUCCAAAACUUUAGACUCACUAAGUUUUUAAUCAACUUCAGCCUCAUCAGCAUGUUUACUUUUGUAACGCUGCUGUCAAUGUUCGUGAGGAAAGAAGCAAUAAAAACCAGCUGUUGUAAAGAAAA